AUGGAAGACUCCCUUUUCACUAUAGCAAUCGCCUCGGUGCUAGCGGUCUUGUUUCUUUACAAGAACUACCUUUCGUUUACAAGAGACGUGCCGCCAGAAUACCUUUCCGAACAGAGUGUCGUGGAUACGAUAAGGAACCCAGGCGAGCUGGCCAUCUAUAAGUCAACGAAGCUUGACUAUUCCUCGGGGCUUCGGGUUGGUUUUGGCAUUCGCUUUGACCAUUAUAAAGUACGCAAUGGUAAUUUGUGUGAUGCCUGGGAGAUCAUGAUGUAUGCGCUUGAAGCUAACCCAGGGAAGGCGUUUAAGUUUGACGACACUUCAAUUGAACUAGCAGCUGUGAAUGCCUGGGCACAGAAGAUCGCUACGUACUUACGUGAGAAUAACGUUGAGGCUUUGGCAGUACCACUGCUGCUUUUUAUUGCUUCUGCUGAGGUUUUUGCUGCUGUGGUAGCAUGCUUCAUUUCCCAGAUCACUGUUCAUGUUUAUGAUGAUAAGCUUGAGCAUGAAGAGGCCUGGGCGCUUGAGACCGACGGUGGUGAAGUUGUGAUCAACGGUUCCGCCGGUGCUGUCUCGGUGAGUUCACUCAAGGAUACACCCUCCACCGUCUUCGAGAACAACUACGCUCCAGAAAAGGACAAGGGCAUAGCGCUUGUGGUGACUACGCUGCUUGGACACAACAUCACGGCGACAAGCAAGUUUGCUCAAAUCAAUCUUAUUGCUGCCGCCGCAAGCUCCCUCAAACACCUCCCUCCUACCCACGAAUUGACAGCAGACGAUCGUUUAUUAGUCGUGCAGACCGAAAAGACCGCCGAGGCCAUCUCAAAUACCGUCACCAAAAUAUUGGCUGCCUUUGUUUCUAAUGCUAACCUUUAUCUUACCAAGGAUCUUGACCUUGGCCUCAAGUGGGAUCCCACCGUCAUAUCUGCCCCUGAAGACUGCGUCCAAUCUCUCUACCAGGAGCCCAGUGGAAUCCAGAAGCUCUUUUACUGGCACCGUCUUUUCGCUUUAACGCAGCUUAAUUUCUCCAAUUGGAUGGCACUGAAGCCACUUCCCAACUUACGUCUCGUAUAUGCGCAUAAGACGAUCAACAGUGGGCAUAAAGAGUGGAAUGAAGCCAGAGCUGCCCUUUCUGUCCAUAUCAUCGAGGAAUUGGGCUGUUCCAACGUGGCUGGUCCGUUCCUUGUCACGGAUUUCUAUGACUACCGUAAGGUGGAUGCCCAGAAGGCCGAUAAACUCGUGUUCAGGGGAUGUGUCGUCCAGGCUGAAGAAGCUAAGCUUGCCGACUACGACGGCUCUGAACCCGGUAUAGUCUGUCUUCGUGGUCAUAAUAUCGGCCGUGCCAGCACGUCAAUGGCAGGUGUUGGCGAAAAACACUUGUCUCCAGAUAGCGAAGGGUUCUUUCAGAUCCCUAAGAUCAAGGGCAAUUGGGGUCUGGACGGGUGUCUCUAUGUAUACAAAAGUUAA
Messenger RNA from Candidozyma haemuli, 1464 nucleotides. RefSeq lists its product as uncharacterized. Lineage: Eukaryota; Fungi; Ascomycota; Pichiomycetes; Serinales; Metschnikowiaceae. The transcript has a single exon. The record is from RefSeq and is a predicted model, not a curated record. The coding region runs from base 1 to 1464 and encodes 487 amino acids.